Molecule: messenger RNA, 1994 nt
Organism: Fimicolochytrium jonesii
Lineage: Eukaryota; Fungi; Chytridiomycota; Chytridiomycetes; Spizellomycetales; Powellomycetaceae
Exons: 4
Coding region: 247-1890 (547 amino acids)
Source: RefSeq, a predicted model, not a curated record
UCCUCGCUUCCUAUGUUGUUUUGAGGCAACCCUGCAUCAUUGACGCAGCUCCGAAAAAACACCUUAACGAGCAGAUGGCCCGUACUGGGCCUACACUCCAUAUGGGGCAUGGUGGCCGAAAUAAUGUAUAUAACCCUCCAUGCACGUCUCUCCAUGAUUUUGGGGGUGGUUUCGGUAGUGCGCCUCUUUCUCCGCAACUACCCAUCAGAUAUAAUACGUGAUUGAGAGGUCCAGCAAAACUUCAAGAUGGAGAACAGCACAAAGUCAGCAAGUCCAAGCCCGCCAAUGGAGAAUGCCAACGACGACCUGGCAACACUCGUCUCAAUCGACAUUGGCGACGAACGAAUAUCCCAGGAAACACUCCGGAACGGACGGAACCUGAUGGAAGACUCGGGCCGUCGUCCAUCGAUGGCCGCCCAGCGCACGGUGAAUCCGCCACGCUUGAGCAUGUCGAUCCUCAACCGCGCGCUGCCUGCAUUGCCGUUCGGACUUUUCAGGCAAUCGACGGAUGGCAAUGAUAUAGGUCUCCCGCCGCCGUACGAGCCUGGCAGUCAGCCGCCGCCUGAAUAUCAUUCGAGCGAGAAUGUAAAUACGGAUAACAAUUUCGAGUCUUCUGAGCUGGGCAAGAUCAAGCCGUUUGGGUUGCGAUGGUGGACCGUCGGGACGAUUUUUGCUGGCAUCCAGGUUUUCGGCACUUUACUGCUGCUUUUAACCCUCGCCAAAGUCUCGACCGACCCCGGCCGGCUGUCUGUCGCUGGCGUCAUUCUCCCAUUUGUAUAUGUUUUCUUUGCGGCGUAUGGGAAAGUGGCAAUCAACAGGGAUCGCUCCAAUGGCAAAUCAAUAUACCUGGUCGUCUACGUCUUGCGCUGGCUUACGGACCUCAUCGGUCUCUCGCUGAUCAUCCGAGUAGCCCUGCUGGCAUCCGACGCCGAUGAAUCCACGACCUUGUUUCGGAAUUUGCAAACUGAGAGCACCACCGAAUCUCAGCCAACGAUCGACUGGACAACCGAGUUUGGCCGGUUUUGGGUGGUGGGCAUGCGACUGGCGCAGUAUGGUGAGCUGGAGAAUACUUGUGCCCCAGGCCGAUGUACCUGGAGGGCUGGGGUUUAUAGCGCUCUGCUUGUCAUUCACUUUGUUCUCGGGCUCCUGAUUGCCUUCCGCCUUCGCGAGGAGUUCCGCCAUCAGCGUCAAACGAAGACCAUCCAGGAUCCCGAAUCCCAUGACCACAGACAUGUCGAUACCAUCAUGGAGGAAGUCGGAGAUCACGCCUUCUUCUCUUCAUCUACAUACCGCCGGUCCGCAAUUGCAAGUCCCUAUGGCGACCCCCUGGGCCUCUCGCCCGACAUGAGCCACGAUCUUAACAGCAGCCAAACCGCAUUCCUACAAGAUGAGUUGCUCAACCGAGUCCGACCCGGCUCCUUCGCCGUGUCCCAGUCUCCCAUUCUCCCUGCAACCUUUCACGCCGGCGUAGCGAUGUCGCCUCUCAUCUCGCCGGCCGUCUCGCCCACGCGCCGAUCCGGGGUCGUGCAUUUCGACUGGGAGUUAUUCCGCUCGCGGGCGUACGUGUACGAUACAGACGUUGCUGUGAGGAAUGGAACGGAUGUACCGGAGGAUGAGCGCCCGUUGAGCUGGAUUCUGCAUGGUAUUGGAGAGCAACGCAGGCGCGAGUCAGCUGUGUUGUGUUCGGACCCGGUGGACAUGGAUGUUACUGACUCGCCGAUUGAGAGAGAUAACGCGGUUGACGAUGCGCUGGCGGUGGAGGAAGAGGACGCUCGACCUUUGAGUGAGGUUCUGCAUCAGAUUGCAUCGAGGAGGACGCGUCGGGCGACUCGUCAGACCGUCCCGUUCGCGUCGAUGUGCCAGGAAAAGGGACCCUUCUGUCUGCCGUGAUCUCCCAAAGAUGACAGUUGGGCGCUAGCUGUGAGGGAAAGCACAUGUACAGUAUGUAUAGGACGAAAGGUUUCGAAAUGUUUGUACAAAGCAAAACCGAUGGA